AGGCACAUGAGCAGAGCCCUGCGAGGAGAACAUCCCCAGGUACACCCGCUGCCCGCUGCUGCAGAGAUGGUGCACGCAACCGCCUUCCUCCUGGUGCUCAGCCUGGCCGUGGUGGCUCCGGUCCUCUCCACAGGAAAGUGUGUGCUGGCCGGGAAUUGGACCAAUGACCUGGGUUCCAACAUGACCAUCAUCAUGAACAGCAAAUGUAACUUCAGUGGCUCCUACUCCACGGCUGUGUCAGAAACCCCAGAAAAAAUUGAGAAAUCACCGCUGCGGGGGUCCCAGAACUACAGAAACCUGACCCAGCCUGUGUUUGGCUUCACCGUCAACUGGACCUUUACAGACUCUGUCACUGUGUUCACGGGCCAGUGCUUUGUGGAUGAGACAGGAAAGGAGGUCUUGAAGACCAUGUGGCUCCUGCGGUCGCAUGCGGACAGCAUCAAGGAUGACUGGACAGCCACCAGGGUCGGCACUAAUGUCUUCACACGCCAGCCCUCGCAGAAAGAGUGAGGGAGGCAGCAUGGGG
This is a messenger RNA of Strigops habroptila (Kakapo), 526 nucleotides long. Its product is annotated as avidin-like. The record is from RefSeq and is a predicted model, not a curated record. Bases 7 to 510 code for a protein of 167 amino acids. Gene Ontology annotation, molecular function: biotin binding. NCBI's taxonomy places the organism in Eukaryota, Metazoa, Chordata, Aves, Psittaciformes, Psittacidae. The transcript is spliced from 4 exons.